Anopheles stephensi (Asian malaria mosquito) is the source of this 807-nucleotide messenger RNA. RefSeq lists its product as uncharacterized. Gene Ontology annotation, molecular function: chitin binding. The transcript has a single exon. NCBI's taxonomy places the organism in Eukaryota, Metazoa, Arthropoda, Insecta, Diptera, Culicidae. Bases 1 to 807 code for a protein of 268 amino acids. Gene Ontology annotation, cellular component: extracellular region. The record is from RefSeq and is a predicted model, not a curated record.
AUGAAGAUUGUGUGCAGUGUCGUGCUGUUUGUGACAUUUUGUGUCACCACGAUCAACAGCCAGACAGUGGCCUGUGUGGAAGAGAACGAACUUACAGCAAAUCCUUCUAAUUGCAAUCAAUACUAUCGGUGUCUAAGCCGUGAACGGAUACUGUUCAGCUGUACUGCGGGAAAAGUGUUCAAUCCGAUCACUAAAAGGUGUGUUACAUCCGACACUUACUCGUGUAACGAGCAACAACCCGAGACAACGACAGUAGCUGCUUCGCAACAGUGUCAACUGAACCGAAAUGGAGUAGUGGCUCACCCAUCCGAUUGCGACAAGUACGUGGUGUGUGAGGAAGGCAUCGCGAAGACGCACACCUGCCCACAGGGGGAACAGUUUUCCUGGAGAAAGCUAGCGUGUGGAGCUAGCUAUUCUUGUGAAGACUAUUACAAUCACGCCACCAGCUCCUUGGAAGCGGUUGCAUGCUCCAGACAGUCUUUGCAUCGAGCGGAACAUCCUUAUGAAGUUGGCAUGUACAUCGAUUGUCAAGCGUUGGAAGUCCGGAGCUGUGACGAAGGUUCGAUCUUUCGCUGGAACUAUCAACGCUGCCUACCGGGUGCGGUGUCGACGAACGAACUGAAGACGGCCGACGCUAAUUGUGGCGCCUUCGGCAAGAGCCCCCAUCCUUAUCUGUGCGAGAAGUUCUUCAAGUGUUUCUUCUGGAUAUCGGGCCUACAGUCGUGCCCGUUGGGAACGAUUUACAGUGCGGCGCAGGAGGAGUGCAUUGAGGGUGACUUCCAGACAUGCACUUUUGCACACAAUUAA